AUGAAAUUCUUGGAAGACCGAGAGUUGGCGCAACUGAACAACUUCCUAUCCCACGUGAACUUAGGCGACCACGAAGUCACCGGACAGUUGGAGAAUUAUUCGUGCAAACUCGCGGGUCAAGAUAAGAAAAACUUUGGCGCGAUUGAAACCGACGUGGUGGAAGAGCUCAGCUCGUCGCCGAACUUGUACUCGACGUCGCCGGUUGGACCUUUGACGGAUUCGCACUCGAGGAAGACGCUGAUUUAUUUAAUCUUGACGUUAAAUCAAGCGUAUCCAGAUCACGAUUUCUCGAAUUUGCGACCGAAUAAUUUUAGCAAAGAAGUUGGCGUUCCGGAGUGUAAAGAAGAAAUCGAUCAGAUGUUGUACGACGUGGGUAAAGUGUACGAUCAAACUCGGUUAUACGGCGCGAGCGGCAGCGGAGGCAGUUUACCGUUUUCGGAUGAACUGUGGAGGUGCAUAAACAGCGCGAUUGAGUUACAAGACGUGGACGUGUAUUCUUACGCAGCCAUAAACGACGGCGACCCGUUCGAUGGCGACGGGAGUUUGUGGAAUUUCAACUAUUUCUUUUACAACAAGAAACUGAAACGGAUCUUGUUCUUUUCGUGCGCGAGUAAAAUCAAAAGAGACCAAAGCUUUUACGAAGACGAAGAGGAAAACGAACACGUCGGAGUGAGAAUGCGUUCGUCUCAAAUGACGCCGACGCCGCCGUUGAACUACUCGUCCAGAGGCUACGCGGCUUCUUUCGACGAUUUGGCCAUGGACGACAUGCAGUGA
Molecule: messenger RNA, 774 nt
Organism: Bathycoccus prasinos
Lineage: Eukaryota; Viridiplantae; Chlorophyta; Mamiellophyceae; Mamiellales; Bathycoccaceae
Exons: 2
Coding region: 1-774 (257 amino acids)
Biological process (GO): negative regulation of transcription by RNA polymerase III
Cellular component (GO): nucleus
Molecular function (GO): RNA polymerase III core binding
Source: RefSeq, a predicted model, not a curated record